GACAUUUGCUACUCAGAAGCUCAGUACAAUUAGGGACAGCACAUUACUGUGGCUGCUCACCAGUUAGAGAAAUCUGUAGCUAACUUAUAAACCUUGUAUUAGUGGACAGACUAAAGGAACACCAUCUAUUAUAAAAACAGAGUGGUUGUCAUGUUGGGAGAAGCCUUCAUCAGAGUCUUCAGGUACAGGGAAGAGGAUUGUGACCCCCAUUCCACAAAGGCUCAGGAACGUCCACCACAUCCUGCCCCCAAUAUAAUUCUGACCCCAGGUUCAAUGUCAGGAAACAUGGAAGGUCUGGUGCAGUCUGAUCCUAGAGUGACAACCAGGCUCAGUGAUGCCCUCACCAUCCCCAAUAGCCACUGUGAUGACUAUGGUGACCUGGAGCUCUAUCGCUCCUGGUGCUGCACCACCUUCUGCAAAGACUACCCCGACCUGCAGCUCAGAGGGGACCAUGUGGGAAACAGGAGCUCAGAGAGCCCGCGGCUGGAGAAUGAGGGGUUCGAAGGACCACUUCUUCAAUCUCAGGACCUGGGAGAGCUGGAGGCCUUGGAACCCACAGGGCCUGUGGAGCCUAGGGUGCAGGUGGAGUCCCAGCCCCUGCAGGAUGAGGGUUGCCUGGUCAUGGACAGCAGCAUCAUCACCCUGAACAGGGAGCCUCUAUCCAAUUCCAUGCUGAACGGCUAUCUGGAGAGUAAGCUGCUGGAGGUGUACAGCCAGCACAUGCAGGACAGCCUGGCCCGGGGCAGCUCUCCCCUGGUCCAGACACCUCCCCAGGGCUUGAUACCAGCCCCAGUAAUGCAGCUCAGCCUGCAUCUCUGUCAGGACCACGGCCUGGACUCCAGUACGGCCCAGAGCAUCGUCAUCCACUACCUUAGCACCUACACCGUGGCUAGCUCCCACUUCAGCUCCCCCAACCUGCGCAUCUCCAACCCUGAGCCUAGAAGAAAGCCCACCUGACUGAAACCAGCAGUAGUUUCACUUUAUCCUCCAACUAACAUACUUGACAAUGGUCUACAGUUUUAGUUUUGUUUUCUCUGUACUGAAUCUGUAUACUUGGUGGUCAGUUGUAUUGCAUUCGGUUCAAUAGGUAAAUUAAAUUGAUAGUUUGGGAUGGA
Oncorhynchus nerka (sockeye salmon) is the source of this 1115-nucleotide messenger RNA. Its product is annotated as TLR adapter interacting with SLC15A4 on the lysosome-like. Bases 151 to 957 code for a protein of 268 amino acids. The record is from RefSeq and is a predicted model, not a curated record. Gene Ontology annotation, biological process: regulation of toll-like receptor signaling pathway. The transcript is spliced from 3 exons. NCBI's taxonomy places the organism in Eukaryota, Metazoa, Chordata, Actinopteri, Salmoniformes, Salmonidae.